UCAGGUAGCGGCCAGCCUCCUCCUCUCCCACGAUGAUUGGCCCAAAUAAUAAUAACAAAUGACGCAAUCUUUAAAUCCCAUCGUGGCAUCGUACACAUUGCAUUUCUCGUCCUUUUAAUCCCGAGAGCGGUCAGUUUGAGGGAAAAGAGAGUGAGAGAGAGCAAAGGGAAGAGGAUGCGGGGCUGACGGACGCGAGACGAGACGAGACGAGAGAAGAGGGAAGGGUCAUAAUGCAGAGAGGAAGAAGAGCAAGAGGAGGAGGUCACCUGUGUAGUUAAGAUGAUGGAUCCAGACCUGAGUGACCUCCAAGAUGCUGUGUUGACCUUUGACCCAGCGGCAGUGAGGGCUGCGCUUGACAAGUACUGUGCUGCAUCCAAGGAGAGGCCAUGGUGUGGUGAGGACGGCUGCACACCACUCCACACCAUAUGCAAAUCAGGUGAGACCCACAUUCCACCCUGGCACUCCACCACUCCCUCAGACACACAGGAGGGAGUGGACCAGGUGGAGUGGGAACCUGCCCCCACUCCACCUGCCCCGCCAUGGAGUGGAGGGAGUGGAGGGGAGAGGCACCACAGACUCCGCAUGUGUGUUGUGUAUAUGCUGUGUGACGCUGGAGUGGAGGUGAAUGCUGUGGACGGCUGCGGACUUACACCACUUCACUAUGCUGCCAGGAGAGGUGACGCAGCCUUGUGUGACGCGCUGCUGCAGUGUGGCGCUGACCUGGAGGCACAGCAUGGGGGCCGACCGCUGUGGGUAGAAGUAGCAGCCGCAGCACAGAGGGAGAGAGAUGGAGAGGGAGAGAGAGAGACACAGCACGAAGAAGAGAGAGAAACAGACAAGAUUAAAGUCAAGAAUGAGAGGAACAGAAAAAAGCAAGAAGAAAUGGAGAUAUAUGGAGAUGGAGACAAGUUUGGAGAGAGUAAAGAGGACAAAGUUGAAGGAAGCAAACAAGAGGAGACCAUUGUUAUUCCUCCUCCUGGCCGCCCUCACUGCCCCGCCCAGGCUGUGUGUAGGCUGUUCAGGUUCUACUGGCCGGGGCUGUGGCGUGCUGUGGCCGAGGAGGAUGUGAACAAGGUGCGGCAGCUGGUCAAUGCGUGGUGCAAGGUGGAUCUGCGGCGAGGCGGGGUGACACUGCUGGAGGCGGCUCAGAGCACCACCAAUGAGACCAUCACCUCCCUGCUGCUCUCCAUCCAGCCCUCCCUGGCCCUGGUCCACUCCUGCCUGGCUGACAACCUCCCAGCCAUCCGUGCCUUGCUUUCCUCACCCGCCCGAUCCAGACUCAACCUGGAUAUCCGCCGCCUGAGUGAACGUGCUGCCCCUCUGCUGUACUUUGUGGUGCGCUCCGGCCACCACCGUACUGCUGGGGAGCUGUGCCGCCACGGAGCCUCCUGCCUGGCCCACAUGCUGCCUGAUGGGGUGGAGACAGGACGCAGCCAGCCAGAGUCAGCCGUGGUGUUUGAGGCGCUGGAGCCGUGGCUGCCCUCCGAGGUGCUGGCCAAUAUCCUGCCGGCCCCAGGCUCCCCGCAGGCCCAGGUGCUGGCCCGGGCCUGCAGCAGUGGCGGUGGUAGUGUUCUCAGGGUGGCUGUGGAGAAGGGAGUGUCGGCCCAAGCUGUGCAGGCGCUGGUGUGUGUUGGAGGGCCAGUGCUGGUGUGUGAGCGUGACCCAGCCGGCCUCACCCCACACGACCUGGCCAUCAGACUAGGCCAGCCACACCUCGCCCGGCUCCUGGACACCCACACCACCACUUGGCUGGCCACUCCCACCCCCCACACCUGCCGCACCACCCUAGCCCUGGGGGGGUACGGCCGGCUGGGGUCACUGGCUGCUGCUGCUGGGGAGGUGGCUGAAGGAGGCAUGCAGGAGGUGAAGGGGUUCCUGGAAGAGUAUUGGAAAUGUCAGGCAUUCUUGGCGCGGGUGUUUGCAGCAGUGGGGGAGGCUGCAGGGGAGACAGUGGUGGCUGAGGUGGUGCGAGACUACCACAGCGACACCUUUCACCUCCCAGAUGUGCUGUGGAGGGGCCGCCUGCAGGGUGAUGGCAUGCCCUUACUUCACUGGGCAGUCCUCCACGGCCACCUGCCAGCACUGCAUCUUAUCCUCAAGCCUCCCCAGGGCACCGGCUCACCCCCACACCCUCCCCUCACCACCAGGUUCUGCCCAGAUGAGGUGAGGGACCCCUGGCGCCGCACUGCCCUUCACUAUGCACUCGCUCUGCAGGGAGGAGGUGCUCUUGUUGCCACCUUGCUGGAUGCUGGAUGCUCUGAACACACUCUGGACAUGUAUGGCCGUGAACCGCUGGACUUCCGAGAUGUGAGAGGAAGUCCCGCCAUGGAGAACUUGUUGGAGAAUCUCAGGAAUAAGGUGUACGGAGACCCCCGCCCCGACCCCUGGGACCCCGAGGUGUUGCACUCCCACCUGCAACACCUGAGGAGGCAACGUUUCCACCACCACCAACACCAUCAACAACAUCACCACCACCACCAUCACCACCACCACCACCACAACCAUAAAUUCCCCACACCACCUUCAAGUGACUUCUGUUGGCCUCUCCCUCACCCAGCAGGAGAGGAGGAAGAGGAAGAGGAAGAGGAGAGGAAGGUGGAUGGCGUGUGUGUGUGGUGAUGUGAAGUGUGUGUGUGUGUGUGUGUGUGUGUGUGUGUGUGUGUGUGUGUGUGUGUGUGUGUGUGUGUGGUGGAUGAAGAUAUAGUUAGGUAGUUAAACAUUUAGACUGAAAACGUGAAAAAAAUAAAUACUUACAAGGUCUACCUGAAGAGAAACGCACAAUUCUGUUUUUCUUUUUUUUUUUUCUUUUUUUUUAUUUGUUAGAUCAAUUACUAGUUAAGAGAUGUGAAUUUUUUUUACUUAUUUAUUUUUUUUACUUAUACCAUGUAGGCUUUUUUUUCAUAGGAAUUUAUGUGCUAAAGGGGGUAUUUUUUGUGGUACCUCCUAUCUCAAAGCCCACCCGCUAGGAAACCAUUGCCCUGAGUGAGGAAGCCCAACCUACACUCGGACCGUGGACAGGAUUCGAACCCGUGCACUUGGAGACCCCUCGGACCCCAAAGCACGCAUGGUUCCGCUAUAGAUAGAAACAGAUUGACUUGUUGGAUCUAAAUAAGCCAAAGUGUUGUCUUACCUCUUGCUUUUACCUCGUUUAACUCUCUUUUGCACCUUUUCUCUAUCUCUCACUCCUUUUUUACUUUCUUUCAGCACUCUUCCUCUGUCUUACAUUCAUUUUUACUCCCUUUCAGCACUUUUCUCUAUCUCACAUUGAUUUUCACUCUCUUUAGCACCUUUUCUUUAUAUUACAUUACACUCUUACUCUAUCUUGCAUUCUUUCUCACUCUCUUUUAGCACUCUUACUCUAUCUCACAGUUUUUUUUUUUUACUCUUUCAGCACUCUUACUCUAUCUUGCAUUCAUUUUCACUUUUUAACAUCCUUCGUCAAUUUUAAUCUUCUAGUUGCACUUCCUUUCUCUCUCUUUCAGCACCUUUCCUCAAUCUCAAAUCUUCUGGUUACACUCUUACUCUUCAGCACCCUUCUUUAAUCUUAUAUUUUUCCUUCUCCAGUAUCAAAUCUUUCCUCAGUCUCAUUUCCUUCCUUCCUUCCUUCCUCAUUCUUACAUCCUUCCUUCUUCAGUCUUACAUUCUUCCUUCCUCAGUGUUACAGCUUUCCUUCCUCAGUCUUAUGCCCUUCCUCUCUAGUCAUAUGUCCUUCCUUCCCUAUCCUCAAUCUUAUGUCCUUUUCUUGUACGUCAGGAGCAUGAUAGAAAAGGUCUCAUAUUUACUAAGUGUUUGGGUGUUGAUAUUUUAUAAGGAAUGUUUGUCUUGUAUUAUUUCUCAACAGAUUCAAGUCAUUCAGGUUUAUGAGUGUGUUUUGUGGUUAUUAAUAGUGUAAUGUAGUUGUUUGCAUUGUAUUUGUGCUUAUUUUUCUUUUCCGAUGUCAGUUUUUAGUGUUUUAGUGUAAGGAUAAUUGUUAGGGUCAUCUUGUACUCUUCUACAAUAGUCUUUCACCUUUGGAUUGAUGUGGCUCAUCACAGACAGUCUUGUAAAGGUCAAUAGAUAUGCUGCUGUCUGUUCCACCAUAGCUAGUUGUCAUCACUAUAUUUGUCACCACCACCAUCACUCCUAGCUAUGUUUUUUAAUCUUUUUUUUACAAUGUCAUCACCAUUGCCAAUGCAAAGUCUGUGUAUCAUAGACAUCACUUUUCAUCACCUCUUCACUAGUAAUCACCACCAUAAGCUUUGUCAUCACUGUGACAUAUCAUCACCAUCAUGCAUUGCUAUCACCAUCACUUGUCACCACCACCACUGCCAUCACAAUCAGUGUAGCUUUUAACACCACCACAACCACCAUGAUCAUCACCACUAUAGUCACCCCCAUCAUCACCACCACCACUGCUAGUCACUCACACAAAGGUAGAGAAGAUGUAUGAUUAAAAGUAGAUAGCAAAGGUUUAUAAUUGUCAAGAUAUAGAGAGAAAUAUAAGAGCAUUAGAGAUGAACAGAAAAAACACACAAUUCUUGAAGUCUCACCCAAUACAGUUUAUUAAUGAACUCCUUCAGUACUGGGAUGCAUUUUUACCAUGAGUUUUAGUUACAAUUUUUAUUUACUUUAGGAAGGGUCUAUGGAGUUCAAAAGAUUAGUGGCCAGAGUCUACACUAUUCUGAUCCCCACAUAAGUUUUUGAAGCUGUAUAAAAUUGCCAAAUAGUAAGAAAAAUUAAUAUGAAAAUGUGUCAUGCUACUGAAGGGGUUAAGGGCUACUGAGGACUGUGUUGUGUAGUCUGAUGUAGGGUGAUGAAGAGGAAGUAGUCGAAGGAGAGGUAGCUUAGCCCUUCCAUCUGUAGAGUUUAGUUGUAGUGGAAGAAAAUAAAAGGAGGUUAAUGGAUGUACUUCAAAGUUUGUUCAGGAUAGAAGCAUUUUAUGUGUGUGUUUGAAGCUACAGGUGAACUUUUGAACUUUUUGCAUUAUUAAGAUGAUAGAACUGAGUCUAAGAGAAUAAGGGAAGUUUUAAGAGCCAUCAGUCCUACACAUGACAGUUGUAGUGUAAAAUAUGCCUACCUAUCUCCACCUAACAUUCUCAUCCUUAAUUAUUUCCACCUAUCAUUCUCAUCCUAAAUUAUUUCCAUUAUCAUUCUUAUCCUAAAUUAUUUCCACCUGUCAUUCUCACCCUUAAUUAUAUCCACCUAUCAUCCUUAUCCUUAAUUAUUUCCAUCUGUCAUCCUCAUCCUAAAUUAUUUCUACCUAUCAUCCUCAUCCUAAAUUAUUUCCACUUAUCAUUCUCAUCUUUAAUUAUUUCCACUAUCAUUCUCAUCCUAAAUUCUUGUGUAGCUUGUAAAGCUUCCUAAUGACUGUUCCAUUCAUCUACCAGUCUAUUUAAGAACCAAAUCCUUCCUGUUCUUUUUUUUUUUUUUUUUUUUUAUCUAACUUUAUCAAGUUUGGAUCCAGUGUUUCUUGUUCCUUCCUUACCACUGCUUAGGAUGAGCAAGAACACUCACGGACACCAGAUUGAGUGGCCAAGUGAAUAUUUGUGAUUGUUACACAUGCAAACACAUUUUCUCAGAGUUAAUGAUAUGUAUUUCCUUUCAUUUUAGUGUUUUCUUCUCAGAUUUUAAUGAAACUUUGAUGCAAUUGAUAUGUGAUUGACUUGAAUGAUUAAUGUUGGUGGUAUACAACCUGUACAGAUUGUCAGGAAUGUUUCUUUUAUUGUUUGUAUGUACAGGCAAUUAUGAAUCUAUUUGGUCAUUGUUUCAGUAAUUGUUAUAUGAAAAGGCUGUUAUAAAUACCCAUUUUACCAUAAUGUCAGCAUUACUUGUAUGUACAAUGAGUUAUAAAUAUCUAUUUUAGC
Messenger RNA from Portunus trituberculatus (swimming crab), 5843 nucleotides. RefSeq lists its product as uncharacterized. Gene Ontology annotation, molecular function: protein binding. The transcript is spliced from 13 exons. The coding region runs from base 280 to 2619 and encodes 779 amino acids. NCBI's taxonomy places the organism in Eukaryota, Metazoa, Arthropoda, Malacostraca, Decapoda, Portunidae. The record is from RefSeq and is a predicted model, not a curated record. Gene Ontology annotation, cellular component: cytoplasm.